Acanthosepion pharaonis is the source of this 804-nucleotide messenger RNA. The record is from the annotation of a GenBank genome assembly. Lineage: Eukaryota; Metazoa; Mollusca; Cephalopoda; Sepiida; Sepiidae.
AUGACGUUUUCUUUUUUAUUCCCCGCCUUUUUUAUUUUUUUAGUUUCUUCCAGAAACCACUGGAUUAUUCUCCCCAAACCCUGGAAUAUACACCCCCGGUUCACUCCUCCUGAAAUAUUUCGCCCCUUCUUCCUAUAUUCUGGAAUUUCGCCUAAAUAUCCUUCCCUUUUUCCGCCUCCUGGAAUAUUCUCCUCUUCCAGUCUUUCCCUGUAUAUGCCCCAUGUAUUCUCAUCGUGGAAUAUUAUUUCUCUCUGCCCGCCUCCUGGGAUAUUCAUUCCCGCCCCGUUCACCCCACCUGCUGCUAUUCGUGCCUCACCACAGGGAUCACCAGCCUCUUGCUCACCUCUCCUCUUCCACAGUUCUUUGUCAUAUCUUUCUUUUAUGGUCUUCCCUUUCUCCUACUUCAUUCGGGGACCCAAUUUAGAAAACGAAUCAACCAAUCCUUUUUUCCACUUUUCUCCUCGUUUCUUUUUUCUCUUUUCUAUCCUUCUCUUUUCUAUCGUUCUCUCUUUCUUCCCUUUUCUCUUUAUCCUUCCUUUUUUUUUAUUUCGUUCCUUCUCUCUCUGCUCGUUUUUAUCUAGCUUUCCUUCCCCUCCCGUUUCUCUUCCUUUCUCUCUCUUUUUCUCUCUCUUUUUCUCUCUCGUUUUCUCUCUCUUUUUCUCUCUCGUUUUCUCUCUCGUUUUCUCUCUCGUUUUCUCUCUAUCCAUCCCAUCACAAAUCCUUCGCGCUCUCUUGCCCUCUGUCUCUCUCAAAAUACUAACAACAAAAAUGAUUUAUUACAAGAAGCCAGAAGUGGGAUGGUAA